AUGGCUGCGGCUGCGAAGCCUCAGCCUCAGUUACCCGAAGACAUGGUUGAAGAGAUCCUCUUGAGACAACCAGUGAAGUCACUCCUUCGAUUCAGUUGCGUAUCCAAACUAUGGCACGCUCUGAUUACCAGUCCUAAAUUCACCAGAAUAUUACUCUCUCAAAACCGCAUGAACAUGGUUGUUUUGACCAACGAUUGCAUUCCUCAAAUCUUUGAUUAUGAAGCACUAUUAUAUCCUCCUCAAAACAACAACGGUGAUGAUGAUGAUGUUGUUUGUGACGAGGGAUCUGAAUUUGGAGCGAUUGAUGAAGCACUAUUAUAUCCUCAAAACAACAACCAUGUUGUUUAUGACGAGUAUUCUGAAUUUGGAGUUGACGUUGGUUUUCCAUUGAGGGGUGCAAAUAAUGAAGAUGUUUACACAAAGUUGUCUUCUUGCAAUGGUUUGGUAUGUGUUGAAUUCUUCAACUGGAAACGAAAAAUGACCGAAGUUUUGCUUUGGAACCCAUCUACAAGAAGUUACAGGGAAAUACCAAGAUCAAGACCAACACCUCUUUCCUCUGAGUACUUCUCUUUUGGUUUCGGCUAUGAUUAUUCCACUGAUGAUUACAAAAUAUUAAGGCCCUACCGCUUUUAUCAGAAUACUUUUCAAAAGAGGUUGAAAUUCAACUUAACAGCAGAUGAUUUUCAGAUUGAGAUGUUUUCACUCAAGACCUUUAGUUGGAGGACUAUUCAGGACCAGAACAAUAUCUGUACCCAGAAAUUAUCUCCAAGCCCAUAUAAUAAUAUCAGCCUAAAUGGGGCUAUUUAUUGGAUAGUUAAACCUCACAAUAAGCCUUCGAUCAUUUAUUUUGAUUUAGCGGGGGAAAUCUUUCAUGAAUUGCCAUGGCCAUGCGCAGAGAUUUUUGACUGUCACUAUUCAGAGUUGGGGAUUUUUGGACAGCAUCUAUGUCUAUCUGUGACUGAUGAAAUUAACUUAUGUGUUGAGCUAUGGGUGAUGAAGGAGUCUAGCUGGACUAGAUUGCUCACCAUUCCAUAUUGGAGGAGUCUUAAAUAUUGUCCAAGGCCAAUAUUUUUGUCAAACAGAAACAAUAUUGGUGAGCUGUUAAUGCUAGAUAGUAAUCCUGAUAUUUAUUUGGGUAUGAACUUGACAAUGUACAAUUUGAAAGAAAACACCCAUAGAACAAUAUUCCGACCCCGUCAACCAAAACAAGCCCCGUAUGAGCCUCCAAUAAUUGCGAUAGCUACAUAUAUUGAAAGCCUUUACUCACUCUACCCCACCUGA
Molecule: messenger RNA, 1281 nt
Organism: Quercus robur (English oak)
Lineage: Eukaryota; Viridiplantae; Streptophyta; Magnoliopsida; Fagales; Fagaceae
Product: F-box/kelch-repeat protein At3g06240-like
Exons: 1
Coding region: 1-1281 (426 amino acids)
Molecular function (GO): protein binding
Source: RefSeq, a predicted model, not a curated record